Molecule: messenger RNA, 858 nt
Organism: Metarhizium brunneum ARSEF 3297
Lineage: Eukaryota; Fungi; Ascomycota; Sordariomycetes; Hypocreales; Clavicipitaceae
Gene: merB
Product: Alkylmercury lyase
Molecular function (GO): alkylmercury lyase activity
Source: RefSeq, a predicted model, not a curated record
AUGAGUCAACAGAGCCCUAUCAAGAUUCAACUGCUAACCGUGCCAGACUGCCCGUUGGUAGCCAAAGUUCGUGACACACUAAACGACUGUUUGGCAAAAACACGCUCAGACGCAACGGUCGAGGAGCUUGUAGGAGAGUAUCAUUCUCCAACGCUUCUCAUCAACGGCUUCGACGUCACUGGUAAACCCGUCUCGGCACAAGGACAACAAAGCUGCCGUCUCGAUCUCCCCAAUGAGGAGCAGAUACUUGCUGCUCUUCGGGGCCUGUCCGUUCUAAGUUGCGAGGAUGGAACAGAGGCAGCGGUGGGAAAGUCUGCUUUUCACAUUCUGCUACGUACCGCAGGGCGUGUCACAUUGGAACAGGUCAGCCAAGAGACUGGUAGAAAUACGGACGACAUCAGGACCGGUAUAGAGGCGCUUCGGCGCAGGGGCCAUGUCAAGCUAGAUGAACAAGGCUUCAUCGUCGGGGUUGCUGGAUUGAGUUGCAUUCCUACAGAGCAUCAACUUUCCAUCGAGGGGGAAAGACUCUGGGCUUGGUGUGCCUUUGACGUGAUUGGCAUUUUUGGUGCUCUUGAGGCAUCGGGGUUCGCGACAUCGGUAGACCCGGCUACUAACGAGCGCUUGGUAGUCAACUUUGUCAAGGGUGUUCCUGAUGAGACGGGGCUUGGGGUUUUCAUGGCAGACAUGCCAGCGGGGGGGUCUGUCUGCGAGGACUGGUGUUGGAGAGUGCGAUUUUUUCAGUCCGAGUCGGCGGCUGAGGCUUGGGCCCGGGCGAACGGUGUCACGGGUUCUCUUAUAUCGGUGGCAAACCUGAUGGUAUCGGCCCGCGAAGCAUGGAGUAGGUACGGUUUGUCUUGA